AUGGCAGAAGAGUUCGUGGAGCUCGGGUUCGAGGGCCUUGAUAGAUUCGCAAAUCGAUAUUGGGACCGAACCUAUAAUCAUCUACCAAACAUACCAAGACCAAGAAGAAACAAAUAUCGCCAGCAGCAAAGACAGCUACCCUCCGGGCAACCACCACAGCACCCUGACAAGGGCUACGAGCCAUCAAGCCCCAUCUCGGACGACGUAUACGGCUACAAGUCUGACCGUAAAAUGUAUAGGCCAAACGAACAGGACGGGUAUGCAAGGGACCAGCGGUACCGCGAGGCCGAGAAAAUGGACUACAUGCACACAGCACCGGGGCCAGGAUUCAGAGUGCCUCGCCGUCAGCCUGAAUACGACAACGAACAGAACACGCAAUUAGAAUCAUAUGGACAAGCCGAUGAACAAGGCUAUUAUUAUGGCCGACCAGCCCCACUCCGCAGACGGUCUUCGUGGUCUCCGCCGCGCUCUCGGGCACGAGGAGGGUCGAAAUCACGACAGGUGCGCUCGAGGUCGCGGUCGCAGUCGCGGUCUCAAUUGGCACAUAGCGAUGCAAAGAAUCAGCUCAUUGCAACCAUUGGAGGGGCAUUGGUAGGUGGGCUUGCGGGCAACCAAGUGGGCAAAGGAAAGAAGUACGAUACUGCUGCAACGCUCGCCGGAGCCAUUAUCGGAGGGGUUAGCGCCCGGGAAGCAGCCGAUCACUGGGACAAGACGCGACAGAAGAAGAAGCAAGCAAAGGGAGAGGGGUGGGAGGGUGAGUAUGGAAACGGACACGGUCGCAGAAACGAACGAUGGCAGGAGGGGGGCAGAUGGGACGACGAGGAUAGGCGAUAA
Messenger RNA from Bipolaris sorokiniana ND90Pr, 834 nucleotides. RefSeq lists its product as uncharacterized. Gene Ontology annotation, cellular component: outer membrane. The record is from RefSeq and is a predicted model, not a curated record. Bases 1 to 834 code for a protein of 277 amino acids. The transcript has 3 exons. NCBI's taxonomy places the organism in Eukaryota, Fungi, Ascomycota, Dothideomycetes, Pleosporales, Pleosporaceae.